Messenger RNA from Atta colombica, 4402 nucleotides. RefSeq names its product zinc finger CCCH domain-containing protein 13. The transcript is spliced from 8 exons. Gene Ontology annotation, molecular function: chitin binding. The record is from RefSeq and is a predicted model, not a curated record. Lineage: Eukaryota; Metazoa; Arthropoda; Insecta; Hymenoptera; Formicidae. The coding region runs from base 203 to 3361 and encodes 1052 amino acids. Gene Ontology annotation, cellular component: extracellular region.
GCGGUCCCACCGAAAAAUCGCACGGCGGGCAUUUUCCGGGCGCACGUCACUGUUAGUUUCGUUCGACGAGGUGCUCGUACCUCUCAUUCGUAAUCGUACGGUAUUUUGUGAAUUUGCAUUUCAAGUGCCAGUCGAUGUGAGGACGGUGGGUUUCAUGAGGGAUUAGCGAAAAACGAGCGGAGCCGAGAGAGACAGUGCCAAUAUGCGAGAGAAACGAUGGCUGCUGCUGCUCGCUCUGUAUGGAAUUCUAUUGGCCCACGCUGUCUCCGCAGCACUCAAGACAAGGCCAAAAUUUAAGAUUGCGACUACUUCCACAACAACGACCACCAGCACAACCGAGGUACCUCAAGAGGAAGAAAAUGAUCAAGCGAAUUCGGAGACAACAACAGUCACGAUCGAAACUAACGGAACGACUGGGCACACUUUAACGGGAAUUCCACAGAUCGACUACAUAUGGGAUCCGAAUUUACCGCGCGAAUUAAAUGGCUAUAAUCUCAGUGAUUAUCCAUUUUACAAUAGUAUACCCGAGGAUAUCGAUUUCAAAUGCGACGGCUUACACGACGGAUUCUACGCCAGCGUGCCACACAAGUGUCAGGUCUACCAUCAUUGUCUCUUUGGCACCCGCUAUGACUUCCUGUGCGCCAAUUUCACGGCGUUCGACCAGAAGACCUUCAUCUGUCACUUCGUAUCCGAAGUCGACUGUGCUAACUCCAAGAAAUAUUGGCACAGAAACGAUGCUCUUUACCAAGCUACUACAACUACGACUACUACUACGACCACCGUGGCGCCGGUCACUGUGCCGACUAGCAGAACUUCUGGACGUGAUCGAAUUCCACCUAGAAGAAGACCUCCAGCGAGAAGAAGACCCUAUGAUUAUUAUGAGGAAGAUUAUUAUGAUGAUGAGUACGAUCGCUCGCGAGAUUUCAUCGGCCGAGACGACUACGAGUACGACGAUCGGAAGUACAGGCGGGACCGGGAUCGUGAGUUCAGGGAUCGGGAUCGUGAUCGUGACUUCCGUGAUAGGGAUCCGCCAGCGCGCGGUAGAGAUGAUAGGGAUCGAGAUACCGCUAGGGACAGAUAUCCGGCAAGGGGGAAUAGAAGGGACCCAUCCAGGUCGAGGGAUCCGCUGGAGGAUGACUUGAGACCUCGGGGAAGAAAUCCGGAUCAAGGUAUCAGAUCUACAUCGAGAGAGGUAGAAGAUUCAGAUGUAUACGAUAGACGCCCAGAGUCGAGAAACAGAGAUACCGAUGAACGAAGAUAUUCCGAUAAGAGAUAUAGAGAUGAUUACGACGAUAAGGAACCUGCAGCACCUUCGGCGAGUGCGUCAUUUAAUGCGGAAGGUCUGGUGAAGCCGGCUGCACCUAGUAUUUCGGUUUAUUCGAGGCCAAGAACACCACCAAAGAUUAGACGGCCAGUACCACUUUCGGAACAAGAUAAAUAUGCGUAUAAAACUACUCCUGCGCAGCCAACAGAGGAGCCACGACGGCGACCAGCAGAUCUGGCAGAGGAUGAUUAUUACGAUGAUGAAUUAGAGGAUAUCAGACCGAGAAGGCCACUCAGAAGAAGACCUUCUUACAGAGAUAGAGACAGAGACAGAGAUAGAGAUUUCUAUGAAACUCGGGAUCGGGAUCGUCCCCUCAGAACUCGUUAUCAUUCACCGCCGGAAGAAGUACGACUAAGAACGCAUCAGGAUCGCUCGAGAGAUCGUUACUACGAUCGAGACAGAGAUCGAAAUAGGGAUCGAGCUCUCGAGCGUGGAAAAGAUCGCAGUCCCGAGAGAUCCUCAGAUCGCGAUUCACGAGGAAGGUCGCAAGAUUCUGAAAGACAAGAACGACCGUACUCGUCACGGGUUCUCGAUCGCGAGAGAGAAGCCGAACGAUCGCGAUCUUCCUCGAGAUCGAAGGAUCUAGUGGAUACCACUGAAGCAUCCAGAAGACCCAACUCGAACGAUAGAACAACCGAGAAGACUACAACUACAACCACUUCUACCACAACAACUACGACGACUUGUUUACCAGAACAGCUUAUUCAUAAACCUGAAGAAGACUCUAAAGACGCAGUGACCGAUCGAUCGGAAAAGCCAUCUUAUCCGGAACGACCAACUAGACCUAUUCAAACUCAAAGUAGUCGUGUGGUGAGCGAUAUUGAGGAUUAUCACAGAAAUUUGUCCGAGAAUUCUCAGAGAUUGUCUCAGCAAGUGGAUUACCAAGAUAGAGACCUAGAAGGUAGAAACGAACAGAAUCAUCAAAUCGCGUAUCCGGAUGAAUACUCUUCCGAGUAUUACGACGAGCCAUUGGAAGAGCCACCGUCUCCUCCUCCACCUCGAACCACCGUUCGAAUCGUGAAGAGGCCUUUCCUACCGUCUCGAGGCGGUAAUCCCAAUCCGAGAGGAUUAUCACCGGUCGGCUCUAAAGCACCGCAAUCGUCUAGAAGAGACGAAGAGACAACAACUGAUCAUCAAAGCACUUUAGGCGAGAAUGACUACAGGAAUUAUUACGUGCAAGACGAACAAGAAGAUAACAGAAACUUUAAUCAUCAGGCAUCACCUCUGCGAUCGGAUAAUAAGCAGACGUAUGACGCUUAUAAAACCGUACAAAGUGAUCUUCAGAAGAAACAACGUCAGGAAGAGUAUGAUAGCGCGAUAGCCAGACCGGCGUUACGAAAACCGAUAGAGAAGAAUAAUGAGGAGGGAGUUUCGAGAGGCCCAGAAGAUUUGUCAAACCCUUCCAAAGAAUACUCCACUCAGAAUCAGUCGUACGAUUCGCGUAACCAUCAAAUUGAGAAUCUAACGCCUAAAUGGAUAGAAAAUUAUUCGAGCGAAAAGCACGCAAAUGUCGGCAAUGUACAGACAUCCUCGGGUUCUCCGAUUCGCAGCAAAAUGAGACAUCCUUCCAUCGAGACUACGCCAAAUAUCUACAGCUCGACGUACAAGAACGAGGACACUCAGGAACUGCCAUCAGGACCAGGUAGCUACAGGGCAAAGCAAAGAAUCAAUGAAGUAACGCAUCGCCUUCAGGAUAUUCCCGAGAGCGAGUACGAUGUUACUCUAAACGACGCUCUGACGCCGACGUUGGUUCAAGAAGCUAAUUUGCCGAGCGGAUUCGUUCUACCUCUUCACAGACAGCUCGGUAGAGACACCGUGUUACAACCUUCUGAGAACAACUACAAGCUCUCCAGGCCAAUCAAUCAGCAGCAGCAACAGCAGCAUCAACAAAAAUCGUUCAUUCCGAAUCAGUUCCUACCGAGUGUCAGUAAUAAUGAUCGGAGUCGAGCAGUGUAUUACAGGACGCCGGAGGCUGUACAGAUCAGCGGAACGCAAUACAGACAGCAAAGACCGUGGCAAGAUUAUACGGCGUACUAAAGAGAUGUACACCGUAAUGUACCACCUACGAGUAUUAUGAGGAAGUGUUUGAGAUUUCACGAGGAAGUGAAGUUUGAGGCGUACAUCUUGCUUCAACGAGCGCUAAACGAGACUAAUUUAUACUGCCACCGAACGACUUAGGAAAGACACUUUCAUGGAAGAAAAACUCUGCGUUCUUUUAUGAAACUGACUUUCCGAACGGACCCAUCGCGUUCGAUUUUUAGCCCUGUUGCAAUCAGAUCGGUGUCUUUCAUUCCAAAGAACGCGCGAAGCAAUCGUCGCGCGUUCUAAAGGUAGAAAAUAAUUUACGGAUGAUUCAGUUAGAUGUUAAUAACUCGCGGGAUUUCGAGAUAAAUUAUUGCAAAUUAUAAUAAAAGAUGAGAAAAAAGAUGAGAUUAUUGUCAAUAGAUUAUUGUUGCGGAGUAGCACUAUGCCACGCCUUUGGAAAAGAAACUACAAUCAGAUACAGAGAACAAUGAGACAUCAAUCAUUCUGAUAUUAAUCGAUACUUAUUCACGCGUAUUACCGCGAUGAAAAGCAAAGGCAGGAUUAAUGUUCAACGAUAUAAAACCGAUCGCAGAUAACUCGUUCUGAGAUCUUCGCUAGAGAAAUUCUGAAUAACUAGAUCCACUUAAAAUGAUGUAGCACUACACAAAUGCUGUAGCACAUAUCAUAUAAUAAACUCGUUUCCCUUCUGAACUAGCAACGUGAUGCAAUAACAGAACUUAAUACGUGAUACAUUCUAAUAACAAUGUAAUUUGCGAUAUUAAUCAUUCACACAUAAAUCGUCACUGAAGUUUCAGGAGUGCUAAAAACAAAUCUCCAUUUUUCUUAACUAUAAACAACCUUGUAAAUAAUCGUGUAACUCUAAAAUGUGCUACGCAUGUUCGUUAAAUUGCGAUUCAAAGUAUUCAAUGUGAAAAAGAAAUUAUAUACAUUAAGUUCGUCGAAUUCGAUAGCUAUUACUAGCGGAUAAGUCUUCCUGAGCGUAUAUCUUGUCUUAAAGCUAUGUCGAUAUAUUUACGUAUGAUAUAAAAGAGU